AUGCAAGCGCACUAUUCAGAGGAGAGUUUAAUUCAUCAAGCGAAAGAGGAAGUGUUCUUUGGCACAUGGAAAUCGAUCGAUCAGCUCGAGGGGGAGGAAUUCAAGCUACAGCGACUUAUUGAAGAGAGAUUAAAGGCUGAAUUUGGAGAGAACGAAGAAGAAGACGAAGAAGAUAUGAACUCGUUAAUUUCAACAGAUCUUACCGACAGAGCGCAGAAGCGAAUUCAAAGAGAGCAAGAAACGACCUCAGAAGAGAAAGUUAUGGACGCCAAGGUUGCCAAUCUUUCAACUUUGAAAUGGUACUCGCCAGAUGCGCUCGUCAAGAGCGAGUCUCAAAAAGCAGCAAAGCAGAGAAAAGAAAUCAUCAAAACGAUGGCCCGAGGAUCGCAAAGCAAAAGUGUUUUAAAACGAUGGGAAGCGCCAAAGCCUGAACCAUCUACAGAGGAUAAGCUGUCAGGGAAAGAGCUCGAUUCGCACAAGAAAUAUCAGGAGAGGCGCCGCAGUCGAAUCAAGGACUGGUCGGGAGUCUCAAAUUCAUUCCAGAGAAACACAGAGAACGGAACAGAAAACGGAACCUCUCAAAAUUCAAACCCCGACAUUGACACGAGCACACCAAACAUCAAAAACAUAAUGAGUCAAUGGAAGGUUAGCCAAAUACCCCACAGAGAGCCGUCUUAUAAGCGCCCGAAUAGAAUAGAGGACAGAAUCAACGACGAGAUCCGCCAGGCUGCUGAGAAAGAGGCUCUUUACAGAAAAGAAAAGGGACUUCUCAACGCUCCAAAAGCUCCCGAGCGAGAAAGCAAGAGUGAUCUUGAAGACGCGACGAGAAAGCUAGAGCAGCUCAAUCGAAUCGAAGAAGAACUUGCUAGAAUUGAGCGGGAGACGAUGUCACGGGCAAAUUCUAGCUCAAACUCUGAACAGAUAAACGGACAUCAGGAAGAACCAGCUAGAGAAGUUGUAGAAGAUCCUGAUUAUCAGUUGAUCCUGGAUGCUGAGCCAUCACCAAAUACCACGCUUGACGAAAGUGAUCACAUCGAACCGGAAAUGGAAGAACCAAAGCCUGCGAUCGAACCAGAAGCGGAGCCGAUCUCAGAGCAAGUGGAACCAGAACCGGAGGAUGUUGAGUCAAACGAUGUAGAGGGAGCAGAGGAGGGUCAAGCUGAGCCAGAAGAAGACACAGAAGCAGAGAAGGAAAUAGAAUCAAAAGCGUUACCAAUAAUAAGUCCCGACGAGCCAGAAAUUGAAGACAAAGUGGAGAAAACAGCCGAACAGAACUCAAAAAUCGAUCAAGACGAAAAUGCCCAGUUAGACACUUCGCAAGACAUUCCAGAGAGUAAUACCACACAAGAUGACAAUGAAGAGGAAGAGGAAGUUGAGCUCCCAGAAGUACCUGCGGAGGUUCAGGACGAUAUCGAUAAGUUUGAGGAGCUCGCCAAUCUUGUCGAUAAAUCUGCAGCUGAACUUACAUCAAAUGCUGGUUCUAUUUCAGACAGUGGAAUCGACCAUAAAGAUGAAAGUCAAAACUCGAUGACGACUUCUAUUGAGUUCAACCCACCACGGGACUCGGUCUCUUCACCGCUGCCCUCUGCAUCUUCGGAUCACCCAGAUCAUCCGGAUCAUCAAUCAGCAGACGGCGACGAGAACAAAGUGGAUGAAGAACAGAAUAACAACCGAGAGACAAAUACUACCAAGUGGCUCAAGUCGAUCGCCCCACGCGGAUGGAAAUCGUCAUACAGCUCGACGAGCUCAAGAAGAUCAAGUACCGAUCAGACCGACGACGUUUUCAACAGUUCACAAUACUCCAAUCUCGACUCUCUCCCGAGCCCGGUCAAAGAAGUCGGCACAACUGACAUUUCAUCCCUUCCACUUCGCAGAGAAAGCGAAAAAGCCCCGAUUCCUUACGCUCGCGCUCCUAGACCGCGCUUCAGCAUCAGCUCCGCACGCCAAACCGCUCAGACUAUAAUCGAUACUGAGAUUGAAAGCUUCAAGCAGCCUCCUCCUAAGCAAAAGAAACGCUUUAGCUUCAUCUCCUGCUGCAGAAAAUGA
This is a messenger RNA of Oikopleura dioica, 2046 nucleotides long. The record is from the annotation of a GenBank genome assembly. Lineage: Eukaryota; Metazoa; Chordata; Appendicularia; Copelata; Oikopleuridae.